AAUAAUUAACGUCCUAAACAAAUGAAAAGAAUUUCAGGUGAAAUAUGACUUAAUUGCAUCGAUGGAUGAAUGAAUUUGGGAAGGUUCAACCAUCAACUAUGUAAAGCUGUUUUUAUAAUCACGGUGAAAAUAUGUCGAGAAGGUCUCCGCCUGUAGUUACCGGAAUAAGUCCAAAGGAAGGCAAACCAGGAACGAAGGUUGUUAUAAGAGGAGAAAAUUUUGGAAGCAAGCCUGCAGAUCUUACAGGGCUAACAAUAUGCGGUGUGAACUGUUUGUUAUCUGCUGAAUGGAAAUCUCCAAGUAAAGUAAUAGCACGAACUGGACAAGGUGAUGGAAAAGGAGAUGUGAUAAUCACAACAAAAACUGGUGGAGUUGGAAGCUGUACUGUACGGUUUAAUGCUAUCCCUUUUAAUCCAGGUCCACUUGAAGAAUCUGCCAUUUGGAUUGAUGAAAUUCCUCUUGAAGAAAUGCAUAGAGCAAAUCAUGGUCAUUCAAUCACACAAAUUUCUGGUUAUCAAGAUCCAUUGGGCAUUACAAAAGAUAUCAGAAAAAGGCAGGUAGAAGAUAGUAUUGAUGAAUUUUAUCCUGAAGGUUCAGAAGAUACAUUGAGUGUUGAUUUUAUACCAGCAGCAUUUUUGAUCAGAAAACACUGUGAUGUGAGGUAUAAAGUUUUACACACCACCGUGCAAAUUUCACAUGUUGCUUUUCAACAGCAUUCAAAUACAAAUACUAGAUUUGAACAACUCAAAGAUGGCCUUCAGCAUCUAAAGAAGGAAGAAUCAAGACGAGCUACAGGACCUUUAGCAUUCGUAAAGGACAACAUAACCACAUUUAUGGAUGCUGAGGAAACGCUUACCGCUGUUCAAAGAGAAAUGCUGAAAGAUCAAAGUGGAAGCAAAGGUGGCUCUCUUGCUGAGGCAUUGGGAUCUUGCCUGCAAAAUGCCAGUACUCAUGCUGAUGCUUUAUUCCAAGAUGUCUUGAGACGUAAAGAUGAUGCUGAUACAAUGAGAAAUGCAUUGAGUGUUUUACAUCGUUUUAGAUCUAUAUUCAGUUUACCUCAGAUCAUUGAGAAAAAUAUCAGCCAGGGUGACUAUGAGAUGGUUGUGAAUGAUUAUUCAAAGGCCAAAUCACUUGUGUCAGAUAAUGCUCCACUUGUAUUUAAAAAAGUAUUGAAUGAAGUUGAGAGCAAAGUCGAGAAAUUUCGCAAUCAGUUGCGCACUCAACUGUCAAAUCUUCCAAUAGCUCUUAAAGACAUGAGACGAUACAUCAAGUACGUUAUUGGAUUGGAUUCACCUGGUGAUAUAGCUUGGGAAUGCUUAGAAAAUCAACAUAAAUGGUUGUUAGGAUUACUUGAUAAUUGUCGUGAAGAUCAUCUUCGUAAAAAAUCACGUGGUUCAGGUGCAUUGUCAUUAACAUCAUAUUAUAGUCCAAGACGGGAGUCGUUGGAAAACUAUCUAGGUUGGGGGACUAGAGCCCACGCUCCUCCUCGUGCAGUUAUCUAUGUGGACGAGCUUUCUGAUAUAUUGAGUGAAAGCUUACCUGAUCUUUGGAAACUCGGCAAUGAGUACUUGAAUGGUAGUCUGUUUAAAAAGGAGAACACAGAUACUGAUAAGCCAUCAUUUGUUCCGGCUGCUGAGCGAAAUCAUGAAUUUCAAGGGAUGGUUCGUGACAUAACGAAACGAUAUUCGACAUUUCUUGAGGAAGUAUUUGUUGGAGUUUAUAAACCUGACCACGAUAAGAACACGGAAUGGAAAUCUCGUAGGGACGAGAUCACUCCUUGGUUACCGAAAUGUGUAAAAUUUGUUCGACGUUGUUACUCCACAUUGAAAACGCAAUGUGGUAAAAGUUCCUUCGAAGCACUCAAGUUAGUCCAGUCAUCUUUAGAAGAUCUUCAGUUCUUGUCAACUCGAUGUCUCAUGGAGAAUUCUGUGGAAGAAAUAAGAAAUCUCUAUAAGAAUGAAGAUUGGACUAAAGAGGCUAUAAGCAAUGGCUGUGUUAUAACGAUUUUGCCCAUCACAUUUGAAACUAUUGCAAUUGAUAUGCUGCAUGUGUUGAAAGAUGUUAUUGGGGAGGCGACAUUUGGCGGAGAGAAGGGUGAUGAGAUUCAGAAAGAAAUUAACGAAUUAUUUUAUAAAAUGCUCCAGGCAGCAAUUGAAAGUCUUGAGCAUCUUGGUUUCCCAUCAGACGAAGAACUUGAUAAAAUAUCAGUAUCAAGUCGUCAUCAUUAUGGAAGUUUUGAUUCCCAUGAAGAUGUCAACUCGGUUUCUUCAAUCAAUUCUCCCGCAAGGGAUGAACGAUUCCUGAUUGUUCUCAGUUGUUGUUCGUAUCUACGGGAUAAUGUUUUACCCAAAAUUGUGUCUAAUUAUCAAAGCAAUGGUCAUGCAGGACUAGAAAAUUUACUUCCGUCAUUUAAAUGUGAAAUUAUGAAACUUGAAGAUAGGAUAUUUAAUGCUUAUGUCGAAUUAAAAAGUGAACCGCUGGUCAGUAGAAUAAAGACCGGAAUGUUUGCUGGGGACUUCAAUUGGGGUCGCUGUAAAAAGCCGGAUGACGUAAGAGAUUACGUAAAGGUUGUUAUUCUCGAGUUGAUUGUUAUACAUGCCCAGGUUUUUUCAAGCUCUGCUUCGUUCGUGCCCAGGGUACUUUCGCGAUUGACCGAGAUACUAACGGAGACUGUGUAUAAGUUGUUCAAGAACGCCAAAGGCAAAUAUUCUACUAAUGGUAUCAUCCAGGCACGUUUGGAGCUCACUUCAUUGAGAGAAGCGUUGCAAAACUGGUUAACAGACAAAUCAAGAUCGUUUUUAGAAAAUACUUACAAAUGUAUUCCAGCUAUAAGUAAAGAAGAUCAUCAAAGAGAAAUCGAAAAACUUUUGAAAGAGUUCAAAGCUAGAAGUAAUUUUCAGUUGCUCUGUUUUGAUGAGAGUGGCAGUGUUGAAACGAAAUCUUGACUUCACGAAAUCUGUCCUGAUUUUUCGCCCAUUUCAUUUGCAAAUUGUACUAGAUUCAUUUUUCAAAUUGUGUAGAUAAGUUAUUUGUGAGAAUAUUUUUGUACUUCAUAGAUACAAACAAACAAAAUGAAUUAAUAUUUUACUCAAAAUGAACUAAAUUAUCAGUGAUGUAUAUAAUAAUUCAAUUAAUGUUAGUCUCUUUCGUAUUAAUUACAUGAAAAAGAGGCCUUGACCGCAGAA
This is a messenger RNA of Xenia sp. Carnegie-2017, 3185 nucleotides long. RefSeq names its product exocyst complex component 2-like. Gene Ontology annotation, cellular component: exocyst. The transcript has 25 exons. The record is from RefSeq and is a predicted model, not a curated record. Gene Ontology annotation, biological process: exocytosis; Golgi to plasma membrane transport. NCBI's taxonomy places the organism in Eukaryota, Metazoa, Cnidaria, Anthozoa, Malacalcyonacea, Xeniidae. Bases 132 to 2945 code for a protein of 937 amino acids.